Molecule: messenger RNA, 2709 nt
Organism: Chara braunii
Lineage: Eukaryota; Viridiplantae; Streptophyta; Charophyceae; Charales; Characeae
Source: the annotation of a GenBank genome assembly
GUCCGAACGUUUCACAUUCAGACGGUGUACACAAAGAGUGGGGAGCCUGACCACGACGCCAGAGGUUGUAGAUUGAAGUGGACUAAUUUCCGGGGUUUCGGAAACGCUGCCAUGAGUCUUCCGUUUUACAGUCCUGUAACCUGUGAUUUAGAAACUGAUGUUGCCUUGCGUUGUUUCUUCGAUGACUUGGAGAGAACAGUGUCGCCAGACAAGUGUAAGGACGUGUCGUUCGGUCGUCCCAUUUCCUUGCCCAUUGCCGCAGUCGGUAUUGAGCCCAUCAGGACUCAAACUUCCGAAACAGCGCUGACUAAUGAGGGUACAAUGACGAGGACAUCUGUUGAACUUUUAGACCCUAAUUUCGUUCCCCCGCAGCCGGAACACUCUCAAGCGUAUGAAGAGUCGAAGCCUGAAAUUGAAGUUGUUGAGGGUGUAGUAAAGAAGACCCCUGCCGGAAAGGGGGGUAGAGGUGAAUCAAAGGCAGAACAUUUGAAGAGGAAGACAGUCACCAUCCGGGAAGGUGGUGGAGCUGAAUCAGAGGCUCUGGUGCGCCGACUGAUUGUUGAGGCUGGUGGUGACGGAAAGGGGAAGCAUCCCUUACCGCCCGGGAAGGACGUGGAAGAGGAAGUCUCUGACGAAGAGGGGGGGGGCGAUGAGGAUACCCAGGUUGUGUCGGCAAGGGAGAAACGAGUUGGGAAAGGGUCUGCCGAAGGGGGAAAGCAAAAAAAGAGAAAGGUGAGUAGUGCCCAGGGAGCCGGGGUGAAGAGAAAGUCGACGGAAGGGGGUAAAGAGACUAAGAAAAAGAAACGCCAAGGUGCAACCGGAAAGGGAUCGACGAAAGCGAGGAAGGACAAGGACCAGGUGGAGGGAGAGGAGGGGGGUGGUUCGAUCGAUAGAAUUAUCGAUUUGGAUGCAGGUUACUUUCAGGAGUGGAAAACGGGUGUGAAGAAGAAUGUAACUCUUCUCGUUAACCCGGAUAGGGUCAUUCCGUUGCCGCUGUGGGAAGAGCCGUACAAUCACCGUUCCAUAGGCGACACCCACGUGGAGUUUAUUUUAAAGGUCAUGCUGAAUGCCUACUUGAAGCCAAACCACACCUACGAGAAGCCAAUCGAAGGGGGAGGUGUUUGUCAUCCGCUGAGUGAUGACAUUGCCCGAAAGCUUUUCCACGAUGAUGAAGACCUUGCUGCCACAACAGCUGUGGUAGAAUCCUAUCCAGGCAAGACUGAGGGUGGUGGGACAACUCUGGUGGAACUGUCUCUCGAUGAGGAUGUUAGACAACGACGUGUCGAUUCUCUUAGUCCCUCUGCUGAAGAGGUCGUUCGAAUCGUGGACGCUGACCUCGACGACUUGUCCAAGUUCCCAACCCGUCUGGACCUCGUUGUUGCAUCGGGGAAGAUCAAAGGAGAAGGGGUAGUGCUAGGUCUGAAAGCCAGCUGCGCACACGAGGAGGUGCCAAAAGUUCAAGACGACGAGGACCAUGAUGGUGGACAUGCUCGAGAAGAAGCUAUGACCGGAGGAGGUGGAGGUCCCGAUGAGGAGGAGGAGGAGGUAGAGGUCCCGACAAUAGAGGAGGAGGAGGAGGAGGAUGAUGAUGAUGAUGAUGAUGAUGAUGAUGAUGAUGAUGAUGAGGAGGAGGAGGAGGAGGAGGAGGAGGAGGUCCCGACGAGGAGGAGGAGGAGGUCCCGACAAGGAGGAGGAGGAGGUCCCGACAAGGAGGAGGAGGAGGUCCCGAGGAGGAGGAGGAGGUCCCGACGAGGAGGAGGAGGUCCUGACGAGGAGGAGGAGGAGGUUCCAACGAGGAUGAGGAGGUCCCGACGAGGAGGAGGAGUAGUAGGAGGAGGAGGAGAAGGAGGUCCCAACGAGGAGGAAGAGGAGGUCCCGACGAGGAGGAGGAGGAGGCCCCGACGAGUAGGAGGUCCUGAUGGUGGAGGAGGAGGAGGUCCCGACGAUGGAGGAGGAAGAGGAGGAGGAGGAGCAACAGGAGGAGAUGGUAGAGGAGGGGGAAGAGGAGGGGGAAGAGGAGGAGGAGGAGGUCCCGAGAAUGGAGGAAGAGGAGGAGGAAGAGGAGGAGGAGGAAGAGGAGGAGGAAGAGGAGGAGGAAGAGGAGGAGGAGGAGGAGGAGGAGGAGGAGGUCCCAACGAUGGAGGAGGAGGAGGACGAGAGGAGGAGGAGGAGGAGAGGAGGAGGAGGAGAAGGUCCCAGCGAUGGAGGAUGAGGAGGAAGAGGAGGAGGAGGAGGAGGAUGACGAAGGGAAGGAAACUCACCUCGCGCCGGCGGGCGAUGGCGCGUGGGUUGCGAGCGUUAGGCGUCGGAGCUCGGCAAACUGCAACGCCGAACUCCGCCGACGGGGCAUGGCGAAGUCGCGCAUGAGGUGUGGCUGCAGCGGGUCCAAAUUCGAAUUUAAUUCGACCCAAUCCGGGCCGUCGAUAUCAAAGAUCUGACGUCCCAGAUCGGGCCUUUUUCGUUUUCGGAUUCCGAGGCCCUACCGGCCUCGAAAAAAAAUUCCCUUGCCCCCCCCCGCUUCGUCUCUGCCCGUGUCCCACCUUCAAGGUGCGCCCCCCCACGUAGAAGCGCCCCUCACAUUUUCCCACCGAUCGGACGGAGGGCCCCGGGAAAACGUCUGCCCAACUAUCCGACCGAACAGUUCCGGACGGUCAGGGGGGGGUCCGGACGUCCGAUUGGGCCACCUAGGAACAAAGCAAAUUCCGAGAG